UUAAUUUGAUUUUAAUACAGCUAAUUGACAUCAGUAAAUCAAAUUCAAAUCAAUACCAACUAUUUGACACAAUAUCAUUGGAAAUACUUUUAAAAUAAGUAUUUUUAACACCGCGCUAAUUCAUGUCAAGUUAUCAACAUCAGAUAUUUUCAGUGUAUCGUGUUCAAAAAUCACCAGGAAUGGAAAUUGCCCUUGUUUUUAAUAUAAUUUUGCAAUAGUGAACAAAAUAUUAGUUUCGGAUGCAAAUACCAGAGGGAACUAACUAUACAAUUUUGUUAUCUGUGGUCGGCUGUUAAAUGACCUGACGGUACAGAUCCCAACACUACGACUGCACCCUAAAAACUUCUUGUAAUUUUAAAUUAAUGAUUUUAUUGAAUUAAUUAAUUUAGUAAUUGGUCCCAAUAUUUUGGAGAUUGGUGUAAUGUUUCUGUUAGUCAGUGUCAAUACAGUUUCUUAUUAAAAAACGUAUAAAAUAAAAUUACUUGUUGGUUUGGGUUUCUUGUGUUUGGUUCCAUAGCAAGAAUGUCUACCAACUACACAGACUCGGUGAAUAAGUUUGGCAAAGAUGCUUCGCGGGCUGCGUGUAAGAAGUGCGGUUACGUUGGGCAUCUUACCUUUCAAUGCAGAAACUUUAUAAAGGUAGACCCAAAUAAAGAGAUUGUGCUGGAUGUCAGCAGUACGAGCAGUGGCACCGAUGACGAAGAAGAGAUCGCUACACCACUGCAGCGGCUCCAAAAAGCCGAACAGCGACAGAAGUUGCAGGAGAAGUUGCAAAAGGCCAAGAGGAAGAAGAAUAGCAAAAGCAAAAAGAGGAAGAUGUCUCGAUCACCCAGCACCUCCUCAACUACUUGUUCCACUUCAACAUCCAGUACAUCUACAUCAUCAACGUCCAGCAGUGAUUCAGACAAAGAAAGCCGUAAAAGGAAACACAAGAAGCAAUCCAAGAGUUCUCAUUCAAAGAGGGCCCCGGUCUAAGCAGCAAAUGCUUCUCAUUCGACUUUGUGUCCAGCCACUUUGGAAAUCUACAACUGUGGGUCAUUGUUCAAUUUGAAAUUUGCAUUCAACUUGAGAUUUUCUAUAAGCUAUGAGUCAGAAAUGACAUUUGUCACAUCUAGGUUUAUACUUAUGAAUUGAGUAUUAUUACUAUACAAAUGACAUUAGUCAUUCUUAACUCUUGAUUAAAAAAAUUGGGUAUAGAUAUUAUAAGUUUAAUAAUGGGUCCUGUGUAUUCUAGUCAUUUUUAAGUUAAAAAAAGUAUUAUUAUAUUUCUGUGAUAAACAUCCACUAAUUUUUUUUAAUGGUAACUAAACUGUAAUAUUUUUUUAAUAUAUUGGUGUACUUCUUACGUUUUAUUAUAAAUUAGCAGCCCAUCAGUGGACAUAUGGUGUCAUAUUGUAUUUCAUUAAUAAUCUAUUAAAUAAUUAACUAAUCAUAAUCGCGUUGUGUGACUAUAUACAAGAGAAAGUUAAUGACUUCUCAUACAUUGUAUUUAAAAUUUUUAAUGAUAAGGAAGUGUUUAAUGUGCAAUUGAUAAAAGGAAACACAUUUAAGUAGGUGUCUUUAAUGUAAUGGCUAAAUAUAAAAUAAUCUACAUACAACAACUGAUUUACCUAUACUAGGAACUGAGAUAUAACUUUACAUAACAUAAUAUACAUUAUAUAGGUAUGAUACAUAUAUUACAUAUAAACUAAGUAACUAUUGUAGUUUGGUAUCUUAACCACCUCUCUGAGUGUUAUAUGUUCGUUGAUGUGAUUUGGCACUAGAACAAAAACAGUUUCAACAAUUACAGUCUGCUCAAAUUUUUUUGCACAUAAGUAAUACUAAUUAUAUUUAAUAUUUAUUGAGUUCCUACUAAACAUACAUGUAUAAAGUCACGAGUUUGUCCUGGUUAAGGAGUAGUGCCUGUGAAAAGUGAAACUGUAAUGGCCUGACUGUCGAGUGAUCGAUCGCAAGCGUGACUGCUGAGCAUGAGGUUUUGAAGCCGACUACUGGAUGAGGCAAUCGUUAUGGGUUUUUGUUUUUUGAUGUAUUUGUAGUUAUACAGUCCGAUUAAGGCGUAAUACAUAGCAAAAGGGUAAUCUCUUAUUGUAGAGUACUUAAUUACAACAUAACUGAAAAAAGUUGGCUUUGCAUUGAAUAAUAAAGUUAUGCGCCUCUGUCUACUCCUUCAGCAAACAAUAUGUAAUAUUUAUUACGUGUGUAAAAGAUUCGCGAGCAUCACUUUUUGUCCGCAUUUGCAUUUAUAAUUCUCUAGAUACUAAGAACACAAUAUAAUAAUAUUCAUAGUAGAACUGAAUCUUUAUUGCAUAACUAACAUGAUGUAUUAUCACAAACUUUCGCAUUUAUAGGAUACAAAUAUAUAAAUGUAUGCAUGCAGUUCGUGUGUCGCCACACAGUAACUAAUGUUAGAAAUAAGGAACUUGUAGAUCUUUACUCUGAGUAUUUAAAAAUAAACUUAUUCAAUACC
Spodoptera frugiperda (fall armyworm) is the source of this 2467-nucleotide messenger RNA. RefSeq names its product protein SREK1IP1. Lineage: Eukaryota; Metazoa; Arthropoda; Insecta; Lepidoptera; Noctuidae. The record is from RefSeq and is a predicted model, not a curated record. Bases 523 to 975 code for a protein of 150 amino acids. The transcript is spliced from 3 exons.